AUGAGUUGGGAUCACCCUGUCCACAGCUUCUACGGUGACCCGCAAACCCCGACGAGGACCCAAUUCGACUCGUUUCCCCCCAAACUCGAAUCCAGCUUCUUCGAUCCCCGAGUCACCUGGGACACUUCCGAUCCAUAUGCCUCUAGUCCGGAGAUCCUCCGGACACCUCAGAGGUUCAGCCUCGGCUCCCACAAAGGCAAUGACUCCGCCUACAAGAGAACAGAGACCGAUACCGCCAGGCGGAUUCGUCCAAAUGCCGAGGAUUACCCCCGGACCAUAGGCUCGGCCAAGUCAGCGGCCUCGAUGCAGACCCCUCCCCCGACAAGUGCGUCAAGGAGGAAGAUCCCCGAGUUUGAGCCGGAGUCGUUGUCAGCGGGGGGUCAUUUGGAGACCCCGAGUCGGCUGCUAGGAACCUCCCCUCGAAUGUUCGGGCAGGCGUCACCCGAUCUGUUCCAAUUGGCAUCGUUAGAUCCGGUCUCUCCUUUCUUGCCACAGCAAAGAUUGUUUUGGGACCAAGAGACCGAGAAUAAUGAAAUCCCCUUGCCAAGCAAUGGCAACUUCGACGCUCGCCAGUCCUCCCAUAUUCCUAAAUUACCUGCCCUGGAUAGCGCAAAUUUGCCCGAUUUCGGCCAUGGCUAUGGUCUAUCAGCGCCCAACGACGCUGCUCUCUUUCCUGCCCCUUUCUCCACCUCGCCUCGCCGACCGGUCGCCAAGGCAGAGGAUCCUGCUCUCUUCCUGAGCUCCCCCGCCCGACGAUUCGGCGGUCCGCAAAUGACCCCAGAGACAAGGUCUCUGCGAGGACUGCGUCAACCGUACCACCAUCAGGCGGAAGAAUCAAGGCGGGAGGAACUACUACGGGCACAAGGCAAUGGGAGGUCAGACUUGGCGAGCUUCCCAGGCGAGAGUGAUGAAGAAGACGACGACAUUACUCCGAGGGGCCUUCGACCCGGUCUGACACGGAGUGUCACGCAUAAUGGUCUCUCCUCUGGCCGGUCAUUCAGUCAAGGAAUGAUGGCAUCUACCAGCGGUGUUCGGAAGAGCCCGUCCAAGGGGCGUUCGUCUCCUGCUAAGACCAUGCGUCCAGCUCCCUUGCCUCGCGCAAAUUCAAUUGCCACGGGUUUCCCAACCCGCUCAACGUCUGUAGUCCUCCGCAUUGGACGAGACGGUCGUGCCAAGGCCGAGAUGGAGGCUGUCGAUGAGGCUCCAACAGGCCUGACUGAUCCCCUGACAGGCAUGGAACUAGAUGGGUCAGCAACAGAGAGUGAAGCAGAUCCGGCUGAAUACUCUGAAUACCCUGUCCUACACCGCACACGGUCGUCCUUUUCGCUCUACGAUGGUCCCCGGCCACCACUCUCUCGGAGUGACUCGGAUUCCCGUCCUCCUUCAAAGGGCUCAUACACCUCCACAGUCGGAUCUUCUCAAUCCGGGCGGAUGUCACCGUGGGCUGGGUCCUCGCGAGCGGGAAGAGCUACUUUGCGCGGGUCGCCUGAACUCAAACGUACGCCAAAGCGGCAUUCCUCAUUACUCCAUUCGGACUCGACCUUCACCCGCGGCAGUGGAUCAGACUCGCUUCCUGGCGAGGAUGAGGACAGUGGCGAUGCUCAAUCCGCCCUCCGACAAGUCCUUAAAGAACGGGGCCGAGGCACUAGGCCUUCUACUGGCCUACGCGGCCGGCUUUCUCGCUCAUCACAUACCUUUAAUCAUCUCCGAUCAUCACCGCCUCGCUUCGGCAGUGAUUACGACAUUCCCCGGCACAACGGCUCUCCUACUACACUCACCGACCCCGAUCUAGCCACUCCCAGCACUGAACGGCACAGCAAUCCCAGCAACGGGACGCGAUGUGUCUGCCGGUCGUUGGAAAAUGGUGGGCACCUGAUGAUCCAAUGUGAAUCAUGUACCCACUGGCUACACACCAGAUGCGUUGGGUUAGAGCGCUCCCACCUACCCUCAGUCUACGUCUGCAUCUUCUGUGCGCAAACGCCAUCGAAGCAGAAUCGAUCCCGAACGUCUUAUGUUCCGGGUCAAGCUCCCCCUUCACCAUUAGCCCACAAGUCAUACCGACUGCGGUGA
Molecule: messenger RNA, 2070 nt
Organism: Penicillium salamii
Lineage: Eukaryota; Fungi; Ascomycota; Eurotiomycetes; Eurotiales; Aspergillaceae
Source: the annotation of a GenBank genome assembly